AUGCAGUUUCAACCCUCCAUUCUCACUCCUUUCCUCGCCCUUUUUACAAACGCUCAAUCCAUCACUUUUCCUGAUAUCAACAUCCCAUCCAUACCUGACACGGCUUUCUUUGCUUCCUCGACAGAUAUAACCAAUGGCAAAUCAUCCUCGUCCUCAUAUUCAUCAUCCUCUAGCUCUUUUGCAGACGGCCAAGGAAGCACCAAUAUCCAGCACGUUAGCACAACGUGUGAUUCCGACGCAAACUGUGAAACUCGCGUCAAUGGCAUCGUUAAUGGGACCGCGCUAGGAGCCACAACUCUUGGAACAUCAACGGUGAGGAUAAUUAGCACGAGCACGAUCCCGGGUGCUAGUGGGAUCUCACAUCAGAGUGAAGAGACUGCUGGUCCUGUGAGAAAUGGAGGAUUACUUGGAGGAAACGCAGAUUUGACAACGAGUGGAACGGCGGGGAGUACGGUGAUUGUUACGGAAACGGCAACUGCAAAGCCCACUGGAGUGGCGAGGCUGCAGGAUGUGAGUAGUGAGGCUAGGAGGGGAAUUGGUAGGAUGGGAAAUAUUAUCACGCUGGCACUUGGGAUUGCAAUAGGGGCCUUGGCAUUAUAG
Molecule: messenger RNA, 600 nt
Organism: Botrytis deweyae
Lineage: Eukaryota; Fungi; Ascomycota; Leotiomycetes; Helotiales; Sclerotiniaceae
Exons: 2
Coding region: 1-600 (199 amino acids)
Source: RefSeq, a predicted model, not a curated record